Molecule: messenger RNA, 438 nt
Organism: Camellia sinensis
Lineage: Eukaryota; Viridiplantae; Streptophyta; Magnoliopsida; Ericales; Theaceae
Product: ATP-dependent DNA helicase PIF1-like
Biological process (GO): DNA repair; telomere maintenance
Molecular function (GO): DNA helicase activity
Source: RefSeq, a predicted model, not a curated record
AUGGCUGAAGAUGAUGAAAUUGAUCCUUCCAUUACAAACAGAUAUCCUAAUGAGUUUUUAAAUUCAUUGGAUCCUCCUGGCUACCAACUUUUAAGGUGCGACACUCGCAUAAUUGAAGCUCGAAUCUUAACUGGAGAGAGGUUUGGCAAUUUGGCAUUUAUACCAAGGAUAUCAUUGACUCCGUCUUCUACAGAAAUGCCUUUCCGAAUGACAAGACAUCAAUUUCCAAUUCGAUUGGCAUACGCUUUGACCAUUAACAAACCUCAAGGACAAUAUGUGAAAUUUGUUGGGGUUGAUUUGCAUAUAUCUGUUUUUAGUCAUGGGCAACUAUACGUGGCAUUACCCAGAUGCACAUCUUUCGAUCGUAUAAGUAUCCUCCUCCCUAAUGAUGAGCCAGAUUCCACUACAAAUAUUGUUUACCCUGAAGUUUUGUUAUGA